GGGCCGCAGAAUACGGGAGAAGAAGGGUGGAUAUACCGGUCGAUGAACCACAAGGAACACCCUCAGUUUGAGAGCGCAGAACACCCUCAGUUUGAGAGCGCAGAACACCCUCAGUUUGAGAGCGCAGAACACCCUCAGUUUGAGAGCGCAGAACACCCUCAGUUUGAGAGCGCAGAACACCCUCAGUUUGAGAGCGCAGAACACCCUCAGUUUGAGAGCGCAGAACACCCUCAGUUUGAGAGCGCAGAACACCCUCAGUUUGAGAGCGCAGAACACCCUCAGUUUGAGAGCGCAGAACACCCUCAGUUUGAGAGCGCAGAACACCCUCAGUUUGAGAGCGCAGAACACCCUCAGUUUGAGAGCGCAGAACACCCUCAGUUUGAGAGAGCAGAACACCCUCAGUUUGAGAGCGCAGAACACCCUCAGUUUGAGAGCGCAGAACACCCUCAGUUUGAGAGCGCAGAACACCCUCAGUUUGAGAGUGCAGAACACCCUCAGUUUGAGAGUGCAGAACACCCUCAGUUUGAGAGCGCAGAACACCCUCAGUUUGAGAGCGCAGAACACCCUCAGUUUGAGAGCGCAGAACACCCUCAGUUUGAGAGCGCAGAACACCCUCAGUUUGAGAGCGCAGAACACCCUCAGUUUGAGAGCGCAGAGGAACAUAAGACAGGCAGCUGGUGGAGGUGUCACGGUCUAUGUCCUGGAAAUGAUUGA
Procambarus clarkii (red swamp crayfish) is the source of this 714-nucleotide messenger RNA. The record is from RefSeq and is a predicted model, not a curated record. Lineage: Eukaryota; Metazoa; Arthropoda; Malacostraca; Decapoda; Cambaridae.